Messenger RNA from Syzygium oleosum, 1938 nucleotides. RefSeq names its product calmodulin-binding protein 60 B-like. Gene Ontology annotation, biological process: regulation of salicylic acid biosynthetic process. The transcript has 9 exons. The record is from RefSeq and is a predicted model, not a curated record. NCBI's taxonomy places the organism in Eukaryota, Viridiplantae, Streptophyta, Magnoliopsida, Myrtales, Myrtaceae. Gene Ontology annotation, molecular function: DNA-binding transcription factor activity; sequence-specific DNA binding; calmodulin binding. Gene Ontology annotation, cellular component: nucleus. The coding region runs from base 1 to 1827 and encodes 608 amino acids.
AUGGCGCUUGGACUUGUCAAAAUGCAAUUAAUGGGGGGAAAAUUGUCUGUUGCUGUAUCUAUAAACACUGCAAGUUUUGAUAACUCUGGACAUGAAUUUAAGUGUUUUCGAUUCUCUGGAGAUGGUCAAAAGGCAACUUCAGGAGGGUGGUUCCGGAUCUUCAGCUCGAGGAUCAAAAAGAAGGCUCAUUGGAGCAAUGUGACCAGAGGACUGUCGCUGGGUGAAUUUGCAUCUUUUGUCGAGCCUCUCUUGCGGAAAGUGGUUAGUGAGGAAGUGGAACUUGUGAUCUCGCGCUUUCAUGAUCCGUCGUUAAGAGUGCCGUCGAAUCCCGUUGGAACUUCUGAAGGAAGCAGUUUGCGACUGCAGUUUGUUACCAAAUUACCGGCAACCAUCUUCAGUUUCAGUCAGAUAGAAGCCAAGGACGGUACUCCUCUCAGGAUCGAACUAGUAGAUGGCAGGACCAAUGAGAGGGUUACAAGUGGCCCUCUAUCUUCCAUGAAGCUCGAUAUCAUUGUCCUUGACGGCGAUUUCAGGUCGGACAAGGGAGAGGAUUGGACCGAGAAGGAAUUUGCUCGCAAUAUCGUUUGCGAAAGGGAAGGGAAAAGGCCAUUGAUAACUGGGGAGCUGACUGUGAUCUUGCGAGGCGGAAUCGGUUGCCUCCGUGAUUUAAUCAUCACCGACAACUCGAGCUGGAUGAGAAGUCGGAAAUUCAGGUUAGGAGCUCGAGCUGUUCAAAAGGUUUCUGCAGAAAUAAGAAUAAGGGAAGCGAGAAGUGAAAGUUUUGUCGUUAAAGAUCGUCGAGGAGAGUUGAGCAAGAAGCACCACCCUCCAUCUCUGAGUGAUGAAGUAUGGCGUUUGCAGAAAAUAGCCAAAGACGGCCCUCUACAUAAACGCAUGAGUUCGAGAAGAAUCAACACCGUUCAAGAUUUCCUCCAGCUGCACGAAGUCGAUGUGUCCUCUCUAAGAAACAUACUUGGCACUGGGAUCACCAACCGGACAUGGGAGACGAUUGUCAGACAUGCCAGCACCUGUGCGGUCGACGAUAACAAGAUGUACGCUUACUACCAAGCUUCGAACAAGGCCAGCAUACUGUUCAAUUUGGUAAUGAAAGUUACUCAAGCAACACUUGACGGCCAAACUUACCAAUCGCUAGACAAAUUGACCCGCUCUCAGAAGAUUUUGGUGCAGAACUUAAAAAGGCAAGCUUACGAUAACAAGGAUCAAUGGGUGCCGCGCGAUGCCCUACCCAGCAUCACUCCUCCGAGAGCCCUGACCACCUUGCCUACAGAACCGUUAGUCGGUCUGAGCCCACCUCUUCAUCAUCUAGAUUACACAGUGCUAAACCAAGAGAACAGACAAUUAGAUUGUCUGGGGCCACAGAGUCAUGUCAAUGCAAAAAUCUUUAAUCCCACCAUAGCAAACAGCUUAGCAAGGCAGGACUUUUCAUCCAGUUGUAGUGCCGGUGAAAGCAGUAAUCCUUUUGCUCACUCGCAAGGACCGUUUGCGACAAACAUCAGUCAUCAUCCUGCUCACUCACAAGGACCGUUUGUACCGAACAUUCAUUUAUCUCCUGAAGAGCUUUUCGAAGUGCCAUCUCCGUUCCCUGGCAAUUUGAUGUGGACGCCAGAGCAUACUUUCGUCAAUGAAUCGAGCAGCGGCACAGAUUUAGGGAUCAGUCCAUUCAGCAUGGGUUUCGGCAUCCGCAAGUGUAGGAUUUCAAGGUCCAGGGUGGCGUGGUGCAAGAUCCGUGCCGUGGUAAAGUGGAGAUCAUUCUGGCGCGUCGUGGUUGCAAAGAGAACAGCAAUGUUCAAAAUUCCAGAUUAUUAAGCUGUGCACAUGGAAAAUCCUACACCCUGGGGAGAGUUUUAGGUGCUCCAGAAGCACAAAGCUUUCAUCCACACAAGCCGACCACCACGUGGUGAAGUGUCAUUAUUUAUA